Messenger RNA from Cuscuta epithymum, 700 nucleotides. The record is from the annotation of a GenBank genome assembly. NCBI's taxonomy places the organism in Eukaryota, Viridiplantae, Streptophyta, Magnoliopsida, Solanales, Convolvulaceae.
UGAUAGCACACUGUCCAUUUACCAUCUGGUGUGGUAGAACUAUAAAUAAGUAUAUGUUCAUUUAAUUGUCAAAUCCAAAUGCUUCAGUACUUAUGAAAAGGGAAUACCAAUAUAUAAUAAUAGAAAGCUAUAUAUACUAUAUGAUCAAACAAUAUAAUAAUCAUGCUUAACCAUGAAAGUAAUGAGUUCCCGCUCUGCCCUAAACCGCGGCGGCUCGUCUCAGCCCACCCCGAGUUCCUCCAACCCCUAAGUUGUAGCAAACACAGUGUUUGCAAAUUGGUCAGUGAAAUGAACAUUAUUGAUGGGGGCAGAAGUGAAGUUCUCAGCAUAAUUGGUGACCACCAAAAGAUAAGAGAUGUCACAGAUUCAACAACGUUGUGUAGUCGAUGCUCAUCAUCAUCGUGUUACUCCGGCUCACCACCCGGCCGGACAGAUAACCCAUUGAUUCAUGAUGUGCAAUUUGUUCAUAAUCAAAUGCAAUUUUUUUCUCCAUUAACUCGAACUAAUAAGCUUGGCUUCACCUCCACCUCCCCUGCCUAAGCUCUCUGGAUCAGUGUAAUUUAGGCUUAGCAUUGUCCAAAAAGUGUUGUGAUGUAAUACUAUGAUAAUUUUAAAAGUUGGGGUCAGACAAAAUUUUGUAAACAUGUAAAUGUUACAAUUAUAUCAUUAUAGUUAUUGUCAUCACUAUUUUCUGGCUAAG